AAUGAGUAUCAUGUUUUAGUAAGUACAUCUGCAAUGUACUUCUUCCACUUAAUGCUAUGUGUCAUUGAGAGGUUUCUUUUUCUUUAAUCAAUACACAAGCAUUUAUGAAAAGAUUUCUACAUCAUGAAUUGAAACAAACUGAAAUUAGAACAAUGUGCAACUUCCAUCCUUUGCUUCUAGUGUUGCCCCGUGGGGCCAAACAGCAAGUCUUCCUGGGGAUUCUUUUCCAAGUGACAACAACUCUUAGAAGAUUUCAAGUCUGCAGAGGAUCAUCUUUCACAUUGUUCAAGGACUCUUCUCCUAUCCAUAGUUGUGAAAGGUUGCUCCACAAUGACUAUGGCAAGAUACAGGCCUACGUGGGACCUGGCGCUUGAUCCCUUGGUGUCUUGUAAACUCUGUCUUGGGGAAUAUCCUUUGGAGCAGAUGACAACAAUAGCCCAGUGCCAAUGCAUCUUCUGUACCCUGUGCCUGAAACAGUAUGUUGAGCUAUUGAUCAAAGAAGGAUUAGAAACUGCAAUUAGCUGCCCAGAUGCAGCUUGUCCAAAACGAGGUCAUCUACAAGAGAAUGAGAUUGAAUGUAUGGUUGCAUCUGAAAUUAUGCAAAGAUAUAAAAAGCUGCAAUUUGAAAGAGAAGUGCUAUUGGAUCCCUGCCGGACAUGGUGCCCAUCUUCUACCUGCCAGGCUGUUUGCCAACUUCAAGAUAUGGGGCCACAAACACCACAGUUGGUGCAAUGUAAAGCAUGCAACAUGGAAUUUUGUUCUUCUUGCAAAGCCAAUUGGCAUCCUGGACAGAGCUGCCAAGAAACAAUGCCAGUCACCUUCCUCCCAGGAGAAACAAGUGUCUCCCACAGCUCAUCUUUCAAAAUAGACGAGGAAGAUGCCCCAAUCAAACGCUGCCCAAAGUGCCGAGUGUACAUUGAACGGGAUGAAGGCUGUGCCCAAAUGAUGUGCAAAAACUGCAAACACGCAUUCUGCUGGUACUGCCUUGAGUCCUUAGAUGAUGACUUUCUCUUAAUACAUUAUGAUAAAGGACCUUGUCGGAACAAGCUUGGCCACUCCAGAGCAUCUGUGAUCUGGCACAGAACACAGGUAGUGGGCAUUUUCGCUGGCUUUGGCCUUUUGCUGUUAGUGGCCUCCCCUUUCCUGUUACUGGCGACACCCUUUGUCCUCUGCUGCAAGUGCAAGUGUCAUAAAGGCGAUGAUGAUCCCCUGCCGACCUAGACCAACGGAAGACUGGACUCCUGCCUUUGGGGAAACGUGGUUCCCCCCUCCUCCCACGCCCUCCCCUGCCCUUGCACUCCCCACCGUUACACGUGCCCCAUCCUGCUUCCCAGCGACACACGGUGCCAUGAAUCUGGGGACUGAUGUCCAGGCAGUCGCAAAGGCUCACUUGCAAAGAUCCGGAAGGAAUAUGGAAGAUGAUUCGGACAUGGAGUGCCUGUUGUACAUAAGAGAAACAUGUCAGCAGGUUUUCUAAGGGAGUCACAGUAAAAUAUGUGAUAACUUUGUAUGGCCAGAAACUCUGGGGAGGGAAGCCAAACGUGGCAGAUCCAUAGCCUAGGAGACAAAGCUAAAUCCCUUUAUACCAAUCUCCAUCAAGAUGGGAUCCUCCUCUUUAGAGAAGGGAGAUGAGAAUCACUUGUCACUUCCAAUAAACGGCGUGAGCAGAUUUUGGAGAAGAUCUCUGUUGAUUACACUCCAUUUAGGCAUCGCCAAAUCCUUUUCAGUGGGAGUUCUUUUUGUUUUUUGUUCUGUUUUUCAUCUGGAUAGGAGAGAAAUUAAUCAGUGGGCCUAGAGACCAUUUCAGGCCCUUUUGAAGGUAGAGGGUGGAGGAUCCUGUGAGAGGAGAGGAGAAUUGCUGUCUCAAAAUUUGUCUGGCUUUGUUGCAUUUUGAAACACUUAAAAAAUCUCAUGUGCUUUGUGUUGUUCUGAUGUUGUUUGAAAAGCUGGGGAGUAGUAAGGGACAGAGAUCCACCUCAUGGAUGCUCUUUGUGAAAAUUACUGCCAUGUUUGAAAGAACAUCCCUGUUGUGGGUCUUUCCAAAUUUGUUUGAUUGUUUAAGGAUGCACUCCACACAUAGGGAUCAUAAUUUCUUCUCCAGGUAUCAGGAUUCUUUAUAUGUCUCUAAACCAAAUGUGUAAAUAGUUCAGUUCAGAGUUGCUAGGGUUUAGAAAACUUGAAGCAGCUUGUUUCUAUAAUAUGAAAAAAGAAGAAAGAGUAGUGCAGUAUUACUGUCUCAUUAACUCUCUGCAGACUCACUCAUAUCCCAGGAGGUCUCUCUCUUUAAGAAAGCAAGAAAAUUUCUCGUCUCUGUAAGACUAGAGAAGUUCCUGGAAUUUGUAUCUCACUUUCAAAAGUUAGUCAGCUAAAGAAAUAUUUUCUCUUUCUAGUGCUAUUAAUAGUCCCACUAUAACCAACAUUUACCGCCCCCCCCCCCCCAAAAAAAAAAAAGUCAUUCAAUUCUCAUUGGGGUUUAGUUCUUUUGUCUUCUCUGGCACUUUGUAAUGGUUACCAAGAUUCAGAAGUUACCUGGAGGCUGACAGCAUUCAACCCAAUCAAAAAAUGCAAAUUACAUUCUCCAUAUGAGCUUUGAAAAAAAUGGAAAUUGUACAAUUUGAUAGUGGUUUAUGAUAAAAUGGGCUAACAGCCACAAAUGUUAUUUGUAGGCAGACUGACUGCUUUUCUUGUAUCACAGAAAUAUAAUGGGUCCGAUAUAUUAUCAUUAGACUGGUUUUCUAUACUGCACUAUAUUCCUGGUUGCUUACAUGAUCUACUGUCCAUGUGAAAAAUCAAUCCAGGGCUUUUAUUAGAGAUAUUUUUAUUUGAUAGAUUUUAGUUGAACUAUGCCUGCUUAGGAUCAGAGUUGAUAAGGGGUUUUUAGAUCAUUUAAACAAAACAAAUUCAUUCUUCACAAGAGGAGUUAGAUUAAGAGAAGGGUUAUGACUUGAAUAAAAACAGUUGAGGAGUAAAUAGCAGAGCCAGGGUUGGAACCCAAAUCCUGUCCCCAAGGCCAGUGGUUUCUACCACACUGUGCAACUUUCCUAGUUAUUUCUAUCAGUUUUUCAUGUUGAAUUAUCAGAAUAUUUAUCUCACUUCUCAACUUGCUUUUCUAUACACAUAAUGAAAAUAGGGCACCAUUCUAUUUCUUGGCACACUUUACUCUUAGGGAAUUACAAAAUAAAUUGUCUCCCUUUCACUCUUAUAUCAAGUUUACAAGGUGAACCAAAUCCAUUUUUAGAGUGAGUUGACUUCUAAUUUUUUACUUUCCCUUCAAAUGAUUAUUUUAAAAUUUACUACUGACUAAAUAGUAGAGCCUUUGAGAUAAACCCACUUAAGAUUGAAACUCAAAAUGUGGGUAUGCUGGGCAUAAUUAUCAAGGAGGGCCCUGGGUAGAAUUAUUUGAUAAAUGGAGGAAGGGGAUUGAAAUCCUCUUUAGAGAACAUUAUAUAAGAAGUGAAUAAGGAAUGAAUGCUAGAGGCCUCAGCAGAGACUCCAGGAAUUAAAUAGCUUAGAAAAAUCAUCAACAAACUAUCACAACGCAUGGCUAAUGACCAGUUUUUUAUCACAUUUGGGCUGAUCUCCCUCUUGCUUACAAGAGCCACUGCGCAUGUCAAUAAUCAUGAUCAUUAAUACUCUUUCUGUCCUCUAAUUGUUGGCAUUUGUGUAUCCUGAUCUUGGGUCAUCAAGCUUAGGUUUUAGUACUUAGGAACUUUAAGAUCUGAGAAUCAGAGACAUGGCAGUGACCUUUCAGGUCAUCGAAUUUAAUUCAUUUCCAGUAGAAGAGUUUCCUCUGCCACACUCCUAAUGAGUUGUUGUUCUACCUUUGGUUGAACAUCUCUAAUGGCAAGGAACCUCCUAUCUUAAGACAGCACAUUCUGCUAAUGGAACAUUUCCAUUUUAAGAAAAUUCUUCCUCAUGCUAAAAGAGUUUAUAUAAUAUAAUUUGCAUAAUAACAUUUUCAUAAUUUCAUAAUUAUUUAUAAUUGCAAAGUUGAAGCCUCAGAUGAAAUGUAGCCUUUGAUUGUUACAAUUACUCUCUGAGGUAGAUAGUAUGUUAUUAGCCUCAUUUUCCAAAUGAGGAAACAAGUUCAGAGAAAUUAAACAAUUUGCCAAAGCCUACAGAAUUAACUCAUGAGAAAAUCUGAACUUGAAGGAGGGCUUGCUGACUUCAGCAAGCUGACUUUGUGAACAGCCCAAAGUCCAUCAAUUACUAAAAGAUUAGGUCUCUCUAUCAAGUGUGAGCCCCACUGGUUGAGGCAUGAAAUCCCACCUGGAUAAGAUUUCCAUUUGUAUCCAAACUUGUAUUUGGACUCUGAUUUUCAGUGGGCAUUUAAUUGAUGAUGGUAAUAGCUUAUUUUUUUUUCUAUUUCGCUUUGAAGUUUACAGAUAAUUUUCAUUAUAAUACCUAUUAGCAUAAGCAUUAUUAUUCCCAUUUUUCUGAUAAGAAAUCUGAGGCUUAAGGUUAUGAAGUUAUUCCCUGUCCUCAUGGUCACCUAUGGAGUAUCUACUCCAUACAUUUCCAUUGCCAAUCACAGGGACUAAAGUAUAAAAAUAAAUAUUUCUAAGAUAAAUUUCAUUCCUUGGCAUCCAGAAAAAUAUGUAAUUGUUUCAGUGAGUGGUGGGUUCAGUUUUAUUUCUGAGAAAAAAUUUUCAUCUGCCUUACUUUGAUAUAACCAUUUCUGCUGAAAAUGGUGUCAUGUCUCAUCUGACUUCACUGAUACCUCGCCAGUUUUCAUUGAGCCAGUUUUGUCUUUAGUGGGAAACAAAGUUCCUUCUAUGAGUCUCCAAUGGAGAGAUGCUUAAGGUAGAGAAUGCUAGACAUAAGUGGGAAGAUGUGGGUUCAAAACGCCCCAUCAAAACAUAUUAGCAAUGUUUCUAUGGGCAAGUCACCUUCCCAUCUCUGAGACUCUUUCUUUCCUCAUUGGUAAAAUGGGAAAAUAAUAAUAAUUAAUAAUAAUAAUUCUAGUAUCUACCUCACAGGAUUGCUGAGAGGCUCAAAUUGGAUAAGGUAUGUAGAAACCUUAAAGCUAUUUAUCAGAAUUAUUUGGUAAGAUUAUCACUAUUCACUCUUCGGUGGCAUAUCACACUGGGUCAGAAUAUUGCUUUCUUCUGCAGCAACCCAGUGAUCUCAUCAAUAAGAGCUUUCUUUUCAUUGAUGCUGUAGAUGGCUUCCUGACCUGUGCAACUUUGAUGUCUGACUUGCAUAAGCUCCACAGGAUGUGAUCUGCCCAGUUUUACUAGGGUUUUUUUUUUUUUUUUUCCUUUCUUGCGACAUCAAAAGUAACAGUGGAGCAGGAAGGCUAUGCAGAGGCUAGCUUUUUCAUGUUCUGCAUCUUAUUAACGGCAUUUGUAGCUCUGAAGGCAUAAUUUACAUAAAACUGGAAUUGAAACCCACAGCAAGAUUUUUGAACUUGACACUCGGUGUAAGCAUCGAGAACAGUCCCCUUGAUCAUUGAUACUACUAACAAUCACUCACAUUUCUGUGAUCUUCAGAGUUUACAGAGUGUUUCCAUCAUAAAAGCCUUUGGAAGUUAGUUUGUGAGUAAUAUUAUCCCUGUUUCCCAUAUGAAAAAACUGAGACUCAAAAGGAUCUUAUGCACAUGACCAUAAGACCAAUCAGGGUCAGGGAAGGGACCUUAAACCCAGAUCUCCUUGCUCAAAGCCCAACAUUCUUUAAUAAAAUAACGAAUUUAGAACUGGGAAAUACCAUAGAUACUAAUAUAGUGCAGCCUCCUCAUUUUAGAGAAUAGAUCUAGAAUGAUGAAGUUAGUUGCCCAAAACACAGGGCAUUCAAUGACAGAACAGGGAUUUGAACUCAGGUCCUUCAACUUUCCUAUGACAUUGCCUCUACAGCACUGCAUUGCCUCUUCCAUAGACUGACAGCACAGCAUUAAUUUCAUGUUAGUCAAUUCUCUUCAUUUGCAUUUCCUUAAUCCUUUAACUUUAUUCUAUCAUUUGCCUUGUAAGAUAAUAUUAUUUAUAAUGCUGAGGUGAGAAGGAACAAACUAACUGUAAUUUAUAUCAACCCAUCUUUCAUGAAUUGGUCUUGAAUGGGGGUGCAUAAUGUAAUUUCUGGUGUAUCAGAAUCACUGCAAUAAUCCACCUAACUCGAAAAAGAGUGUGAUCUCCUGGAUUUGGAAGUUUGCCCCUCAUAGUCACCUCAUGCUGUUGCUCCAGGAUGCCUGCUUGUUCUGUACUGCUCUUGUUUAUGUCCUCUCCAAAGUUCAACACCUUAACACAAUUUUAUUAUACUUGAGUGAUCCUCGUGCUUGGAUUCAUCCAGAAGGUGCUGUUACCCAUCUGACUUGGCUUCAAUUUUUGUUGCCCAAGACAGCUGCCCUCAGGGAUGCUCUUGCCUCUGAAACGAGGGGUAAAAAAUUUGAAGUGAGAACCAAGCUAUUACAGGAUAUUUUGAGGGACAUUAAACUCCAUUUCUUUCCCCACCUAGUACCACAAAACUGAAAAAUCUAUCUCCCCACUCUAAGAAUGGGGACAAGAAUAUAUUUUCCAGAACACCUGAUUUUAGAACAGGUCAGAAUCCUGUUUGGAAACCUAGGCCCCUGGAAAAAAAGCAAUGCCUACCAAUGCACUAAUUAUCUAGAACUAAGAUAAUAUCUUUCACUGGCAUGACAGUGAAAUCGCUUACUGUAUCAAAAGGAAUACUGCCCUUGGUCUACUUAAUAAUUAAGGUCUUACAUAGGAACAUAUAUGUAGGUGGGAUUUAUGUAUGUUUCUCAUUUUUUUUACAUGACAAUUAAAAUAUCAAAAGAAUACAUAUAGCAUGUGUGAAAACCAAAGCUUUUGUACAUCUUAUAACUAAUCUAAGCCCUUAUGAAAAUGGACAAAACAAUAAAUUUGCUAUAAACAUUAUGAAAAAUCUCUAAGGAAAGUGAGUAGACCAGCAUUAAUACAGAAUUGCUAAAGUGCUUAAACAGAGCAUGCCUCUUUUGUGUCUGAUGUACUCAUGGAUUUUAUUCUAACUUUGUUUUGUGAAACCCCUUCUUCUACAGUUCCAGGAACAUUAGGUGCAGGUAUGUGCUAUAUGACUGAAACUUUUGUUUUUUCUGUUGCUUAUUUACCGUGGAUGUAUUUUAUCCCUAUAUAGAGAUAUGCAUGAAUGAGUCAUGCAGUUGUAUAAUUAUGUAUUGCACCAGUGAUGGUUUAAAAAAGGAAAAAAAAAAAGUUUGGUUUGUGUAUUUGAAAUGUAAGUACAUUUUGUGCCACUAACACUGUGAUGUAUAAAAUGAGCUGUUUGAAUGCCUUUUAAUGUUGUGUUUUGUACUUGGAAUCAUAUUGAAAAGUUUAAUUUGUAAUUUCAAUACAUAUUUUAAAUGAUUGUGUCUUCUCUCACUUUUUAAAAAAAAUUAAAGGGGAAGUCUUUUUCCAGGU
Antechinus flavipes (yellow-footed antechinus) is the source of this 7388-nucleotide messenger RNA. It is a transcript of the gene RNF144A, whose product is annotated as ring finger protein 144A. Gene Ontology annotation, biological process: positive regulation of proteasomal ubiquitin-dependent protein catabolic process; protein polyubiquitination; ubiquitin-dependent protein catabolic process. Lineage: Eukaryota; Metazoa; Chordata; Mammalia; Dasyuromorphia; Dasyuridae. Gene Ontology annotation, cellular component: ubiquitin ligase complex; cytoplasm; Golgi apparatus. Bases 331 to 1221 code for a protein of 296 amino acids. The transcript is spliced from 9 exons. Gene Ontology annotation, molecular function: ubiquitin protein ligase activity; zinc ion binding; ubiquitin conjugating enzyme binding. The record is from RefSeq and is a predicted model, not a curated record.